Betta splendens (Siamese fighting fish) is the source of this 3336-nucleotide messenger RNA. It is a transcript of the gene bmp10, whose product is annotated as bone morphogenetic protein 10. Gene Ontology annotation, molecular function: growth factor activity; cytokine activity. Gene Ontology annotation, cellular component: extracellular region. The record is from RefSeq and is a predicted model, not a curated record. Gene Ontology annotation, biological process: BMP signaling pathway; SMAD protein signal transduction. The coding region runs from base 712 to 2187 and encodes 491 amino acids. Lineage: Eukaryota; Metazoa; Chordata; Actinopteri; Anabantiformes; Osphronemidae. The transcript has 2 exons.
GAGGAAUAUCAACGCUGGAGCAUCCACCCAAACAAAAUAGCACUUCCACAAGGAAGAGACUGCAGGACAGUGUUUACAAAAUCCUCAUUAAGGAAGUUGUGAGAUAACACACGCUCAUGUGCAUCACACAAAGUUGAAGGCACGCACGUCCGCACACACACACACACACACACACACACACACACACACACACACACACACACACACACACGCACACACGCACACAGCAAGGAGACCAUAAGCACUGAGCAAUGCGGAGCCCACCAUAGCAUAGAUAAGGCACAGAGAGAAAGCGCUGGGACGAGGAGAGCAGAGCCCAGAGAGACCAACGGGGGAGAGGACAUAACAGAGAUGAGUCGGACGGACCAGGACCAGCCUAGGCCGCCCUUUCACCGGAACUGCACCCUUGUCGCAAAGGACAUCAAAAGGUGUGCAUAGGAAUAAAUGCUGUGAGACUCUGGAGGAGAGCAGAGGGCGCACACACUCCUGCAGAGAAGCUCCCACCGGUCAGCGCGGGGGUCAGCAGGCAGCCACCACUGACUCCUGCAGGCAGCCGCAACCUUCCAGGGCUGCAGAUGAACUCAGCCGACUCUUUUUACUGAGCCUUUGGAUGAAGGGCUCUAGAAAUCACAAUCACUCUGUCUUAGUGUUACAUCCGGUUAACUUAUAAAAGGUGAGGCAUAAAACCAAGCGCUGCAGACUGUUUUUCCCAUGGCGAGCAUUUGCUGGGAACUGGGAACCAUCUGCAGCUCCAAGACUUUGUUCUUGCUCUUUUCCAUGCUGCUGCUCCAGGGGCCUCUCUGUGGGGAGAGCAGCCCCAUCUCCAAUGCUCAUCAAAGGCACCGUCCCGACCCAGGGCUAGGAGACGGACUGGGAGGCGUGGUGGAUCUGUCGGGGCUGCAGCAGGACAGCAGCGUGGACGUGCAGGUCGCCCUGGAGAGCCUGAAGGCGCAGUUCCUGCAGGCGUUCAACCUGUCCGGCUCAGGUCCUCCGCCCCUGCCCCCGGGAAGCGCCCGAGCGGAGCCGCCCGAGUACAUGAUGGAGCUCUACAACCGCUUUGCAAACGACCGCACCACCAUGCCCAACGCAAACAUCAUCCGCAGCUUCAAAAAUGAAGAUUCAUCUCCCAGUGCUGUGGGUGCUGGAGGAGUGAGGCGUCACCCGCUGCUCUUCAACGUGUCAGUCCCUCACCAUGAAUGCAUCACGGCCGCCGAGCUUCGCCUCUACACCCUCGUCCAGACCGACCGCCACCUCUACGCUGGCGUCGACCGCAAGGUCACCGUCUACGAGCUGGCGUCCCAAGACGGCGACAACAACGUGACCGAGGAGGGCGCCGCAAGGGGAGACAGCCUCAGAGACGCGGGCGAGCGGUUGGAUCUCAUAGCGUUGGCUUCGCGUCAGGUCUACAGCACCGAUAACGGGUGGGAGGUCUUUGACAUCACCACCGCCGUGCACCGCUGGUCAAAAUCCGACCAGGGCACCACGCACCGCUUAGAAGUGCAUAUCGUCAGCAUAGCUAACGAAGACAAUGCUCAAGGGACGAAGGAGAACAGCGACGGCAGGAAGGGGCCCGAUGGGGACAUGGAGAUUGACACCAGCCCUGAGGAGAAACACAAACCGCUGCUGAUCGUCUACUCAGACGACCAGAGCAGCGACCACCGCGAUGACAAGCGCGAGCUGGAUGAGAUGAUCGACCACGAAACCUCCAACAUGGUUCUGACGAACACCUUGGGGUGGGGACAGAACGGGCUGUGGGGAGACGGGGACGGGGGGGACGAGGAGGGUGAGCCAGGCGAAGAGGACCUCAUGCAAAUGCGCACGAACCUGAUCUACGACACGGCCUCCCGCAUCCGCCGCAACGCCAAAAGCAACCACUGCAAGAAGCAGUCUCUGUACGUGGAGUUCAAGGACAUUGGCUGGGACAGCUGGAUCCUGGCUCCCACCGGCUACGACGCCUUUGAGUGCACUGGGAUUUGCUCCUUCCCACUGACGAAGCACGUCACACCCACCAAGCACGCCAUCGUCCAGACGCUGGUCAGCAUCAACAGUCCGCAGAAGGCGUCGCGGGCCUGUUGCGUUCCCACCAAGCUGGAGCCCAUCUCCCUGCUCUACCUGGACGACACAGGUGUGGUCACCUACAAGUACAAGUUUGAGGGCAUGGUGGUGGGCGAGUGCGGCUGCAGAUAGCCCGUGCUUUUUCGAGAGCGUACAGCUGGAAAUGGAGAACGGACCGAAACAAGUGGACGACUGCUGGAAUCCCUGUAAGGGUCAGACUUUUCAUGAUGUCAUCAUUUAAUGGAGGGACAUCGUUUAAUGCAGAUCUACAGUUAACACAGUUUCCUACAAAACCAAGAAGAUACAAGAAUUCCCAGAGGACCAAAGCAAACACAUCCUACAGUGUGUGCUGCAUGGUGGGAACCAGCGGGUCAGUCGUCCCCCCUCCCCGUCCUUCCCCCCUGACAUCUGUCUUCCUCUCUGCUUAUCUCUGGCCUCCCCGCUCGGUGCAAACACUAAUCAGCACUUUAUGUGCACAGUGGAAUGACCUCCCUGAAGCAACCUGACAAGACAUGAACUCUGCAGGCCCACCUCCUGCCUCCCGCGGCCUCCUGAUACGUAGGCGCUGCGCAGGGGUUCCAGUGGCAGGGUUAUCUCCCCGCAGCCCUGUUCCCCCCACUUCAGAUGCCUCUCUCCCACUCCCCCCAAGCUGCAGCGAUAAGUAAGGUGUCGGGGGUUGAGAAACAUGUACGCCGCCACUGGAGCUCGGCCGCCACUGGAGCUCGGGGACCUUAGGGGCGAAUGGAUGGGGGAGUGAGACUGGGCAAAGUGUAAGGAGUUCCACGCAUUCCUAGGAAAGAAAGAAUCCUAACUGUCUCAGCCCGUCGACCUCGGGGUCCCAACAAUCUUAAGUUGAGUUGUGUAUCACUUUUAUGGUUAAAAAAGGCUUUAUGGACUGUUCAUAUUUAUAACCUAGUUAUUUUCUGUUGUUAUCGGCCUUUUGAUACCUCUGCUGCUAUUUAUUGUUUUAAUUUAUUAAUUUCUACAACAGAUAGAUAAAUAUAUACUGUAUGUAAAUGUGUAAGAUGCUUAUUGUUAAGUGCCUAAAUAGUGUUUUAUAACCAUGACAAUGCAUUUGCAGCACAAAACGAAUUUUGUUGGGAAGAAUAUGUGAAUAAUUUCUGAAACAAUAAAGAAUUAUUUGACAAAGUCUUUGUUAACUGAUCCCUCUAGUUUCUGGUCGUCUCACAUAAAAAUAAGCAUGAAGAUGAAAUUGUUUUCAUAGGACACAUGGUCUUUUACGCUUGUCAAUCAAAGGCCGGAGCAGAAAACGCUGCUAGA